Messenger RNA from Myxocyprinus asiaticus (Chinese sucker), 3512 nucleotides. Its product is annotated as voltage-dependent calcium channel gamma-6 subunit-like. Gene Ontology annotation, biological process: regulation of calcium ion transmembrane transport via high voltage-gated calcium channel; calcium ion transmembrane transport. The transcript has 5 exons. Gene Ontology annotation, cellular component: L-type voltage-gated calcium channel complex; membrane. The record is from RefSeq and is a predicted model, not a curated record. Lineage: Eukaryota; Metazoa; Chordata; Actinopteri; Cypriniformes; Catostomidae. Bases 894 to 1727 code for a protein of 277 amino acids. Gene Ontology annotation, molecular function: voltage-gated calcium channel activity; calcium channel regulator activity.
GUAGAGACAUUGCCUCCUCUCACGUGACUUUAUGCCUACUGUAUAUUCCGCGGUUACCCCACUCACAUUCACGCUACGCUUUAGGAGCUCAAUGAGAUCGCAGUGAGCUGAAGGGAGGCAAGAGAGGUGAUACCUCUCUCUGAAACUAUAUCCACUGGUGUCGCGAUGUUGGACAGUGUAUUUUUAGAAAUAUGACUGAUAUACACAUUAUUUGAGAAUUUUGAGCUUGCAUAUCGUAAUAUUUUGUUUUAUUUAUGUACAGUCGAUUAUAUUUCUCAUCUGAAUUUUGAGGCAGAUGCAAGCGCUUGGACAAUGCAUUGCAAACGUGCUGUGCAAUUUAACAUGCUUAACAUUCUUGCAUUACUGUGACAGUAACAAACCUCAGUACCUCAAGGGGGCGAUAGAGUUACCUUCAAAUGUCGGAACCAUUAAACUGGAUGUGUUAUAAUUAAGAGUAACCAACCUGACCAAUCCCUGACUUCAUUUCCUGCUCAUCAUUCACACCUUCAAGCUCCAAGCAUUCUUUACAAUUUUCGAAUGGACAAUAGUUUCUGCAAAGCUUUAUCCCCUUUCCUGUACCUCCCAGCUUCCAUCAGCUGUCCAUUCUGAUCUUAACUCCAACAUUAUUAACAUACUCUGCCAGAUCCCUUUCUGAUGGUGCACCUCUUACCAUGCUCAAAGCAUAGUGUCACCUCUACAUUAGAAAAACAGACUGGCGUAGAUUGAUCUUGUUGGAUGAAUCUAAUGCAGCCUCUCCCUCCAUUAACUUCCUUUGUUUGUGUUCUUGAUCUGAUUAUUUUGAGCUUAAUCAUCUAAGAGGACUUAAAUGUCCUUUCAAAAUAAGCCACUGCCUCUCUUUAACUUAUCUGGAUCUCUGAAGCUACAAAUCAAAUAUGUGGUCCACGUUCAUCGUGCAGGAUGAAGAGGUAAGGACAGGGACUGCACCUGCUGGGGUGCACCAAGGUUCGGGUGGUCUGGAAGGGCUUAUGGGAUCCCGGAGCGAUGGGCGCAAACGCCGACUUAGAACAUUGUCCAGUUCUGGCAAAGGCAUUAGCGAAAGCCAAGAGGGAAAGAUUAAGCUGACAUUUUUCAUGGCUGUGACUGGCAUCAUGCUUACUGUGCUAGGGGUGGGCACAGAAUUUUGGGUGGAGCUCACACCAUCAAAGAGAUUCCACAACAACCAGACUUGCCUGGCAGCACAUUAUGGUUUGUGGAAAUGUUGCACCAAGACCUUCUGGGUGUCAGAUAUUGACUCAAAGCAGGAGAGCUGUGGGCCACUGGAUUUACAGGGAGAAUCCAAUUGCACCUUCUUCAAAUUCUACACCACUGGAGAAAACAUUGUCCUAUUUCAGAAAACGCCAGAAAAGGAUCUGACUGUAGCAUCGGCCAUGUUUGCUAUCUUUAGUCUUUCCCUGAUGGUGAUGGGGGCUGUCUGCAUCAUCAUGGCAGUAAGCAAAGGUGUGCAGUUCUUCUUGAAGCCAGCCUGUGUUUGCUUCAUACUAUCAGGUGUCUUAAUCUUCAUCUGUCUCAUUGUCUUCCACCAAUCAGUGCUUUCAUUCCUGGCAAGUGACCAAUCCAUACCUCUACACCAUAAAAUGUCGUGGUCAGUGACAUGUUUAGGUUGCGCUGGGGCUCUUGUUGUUGUUGCAGGGACCUUGUUCUUGGUCCUUGCUCUACCUUACAGUCCUUGGGAAAAAUGCCUUCCUAAAAACAACAGUGACAUCUAGUGGUGUGGAGGAUGAAGAGCAGUUUGCACUCUAUCCUAUUAAUACUGUGGAACAGAUAACAGUAUUCAUAUACAUCUUGGAGAACCUAUGAAACAGAAGGAUUAAUGGACUACUUCUCCACUGAUGAAAAAAUACUGUUCCAUAUAUAGGAUAUGUUAUGUGAAACAAUGCAGUAUUUUGCUUUUGUUUGAGGGUUGGAUAAAUGUAAUAUGAAAGGUGUAAGAAAUAUAACAGGAGGUAGGCCAGGCAUUUCAGCAGAUUACACAUAAUAUUAGGAUGGAAUAUUUCAGAUCAUCAAGCCUUAAAUAUUAAUACCUAAGUAAGUAACCUGAUGUGUAAUGGUUCUUAGAUUAUGUUGGACAUUUGUUUAACUUUUCUCCAGAAACAUUGCACAGUUUAACUUGAUGCUGUACUACCCUCAUAUAGUUAGAAACCCGCAUGACAUGGAACACAAAAGGAGAGAUUGGGAAGAAUGACAAUCUCAGUCACAAUUCACUUUCAAAAAAAAAAAAAAAGAUGCACUGAACGCGAACGGUGACUAAGACUAACAUACUCUCCUAUUGUGUUCCAUUAAAGAAAAAAAGUCAGGUUUGGAACAACAGGAGGGUGAUUGAAUGAUAAAAUCUAAAUGUUUGGAUGAAUUAAUCUGAAUUAAUCUGAUUUAUUUAAGAUUUGUUUUGUGCUUUUAUGUGCCAAUGAAAAGCCUUUAUCAUUGGUUUUAACCAGCCUUCUUCAUCUGGAGAUGAUUCAGUUGAUGACAGUAAUGAGAUGAACUGAAAUCAAAAGUAUUAAUUAAAGCCACAUUAUCUGCAGCUUCUUCUGUCCAUUGUGGACACUGACACUGUUGCUGAUCUAGCAUCAGUUAUUAAAAGCGUAAUGCAAUUAGUGAAAUGGCAGAUCACAAUAAUGAGAAAGUUUCAUUGUUUGCCUGCCGCUGGUGCAUGACAGAAAGAGCUUUCCUACUGAGUGGGGUUGGAUUCUGCACAAUUCAAAGUAUAAAUGUGCCAUUUUAUAAUUCAAACUUUGGUGGAAGAUGGUAUGCAUUUUAUUUCAUACACUUUAUUCAGUACAAAAAUGUCAUAUUUUUAUAAAACAAAAUAUAUAUUAAUAUUGGUUUAGCAAAGAGUAUACACAAAGAUUUUAGAAGCAGAGGCGUGAUACAUUUUUUAUGGGGGUACAUAUUAGACGGGAUGAAUGCAGAAUUUUAAUUCUGGGGAAUAUUUCUGCAAGCAGCUAUUCAGUUUACUUUAAUGGUUAUUUGUAGUUUAUAUCAUAACAAAAUCAAAGUUUUCUCUUCAGAUCUAGAAACUUGAAGCAUCUAAAGCAAACUUACACAUGUAUAAUUUAUGCACAAUAACAAAUAAAUUCUGUUCUCAGUAAAAUCAGGCAAAUUGUUACCUUAAUUCCUAAAUAAGAUAAAUAAAAUAAGCUUUUUGCAUCUUCUGGUAAGGGUUCUAUAUUAUUAUUAUUAGCAGUCCUGGUUUUGGUUCACAGAUUCCCAUGUAAGUUUGCAGUAACCAUUGUUUUUGUUCUGGACUCAAGUGUAAUUUCUUUGUUAACAUUUAUUGUGACUUUCAAUGUCUUACUGUACAUAGAUAUACCUUUAAAAAAAUGCAAUUGCUUUGGAUACUGAAUGUGGUAGUAAUGCACAUUAAUAGCAAAUAAAGAGUGACGCAGAUCUGUUUAUGCAUUGUUUUUUAAAAAUUAUUAUUAUUUAUUCAUGUCACGGUCCUAUCACCUUGUCAGGUUGGGUUUUUGUCUGACAGGACCGUGACAUUAUCGCCC